AUGAAGUUGUCCGUGAUACUCGCAACUGCCGCUUUGGUUGCCGAGGCUACAUGUAGCGUGGCAACCAUUACCGGGUCCCCAUUGGAAAAGAGGGCAAGAAAGGUGAUUGUUAACCCAGAAUAUAAGAAGAUUCAAGAAGAAAAGGCCAUGAAGGAAGCAGGUAUAGAGCCCACUUCUACCGACGAUUCUCCUAGGCCAUGGAGGAGAACCAUUUAUGGAGACAAGGUUGAAAUUGUUACACCUACUGUUAUUGCUGGGGUUACCUUCUCUGCCAAACCUCCGAUUCAAACCAAUGGUAUGGAACCAUGGAUUUCACUUCAAAAGAAUGGAUUACCCAAGACAAUUAAACCUGAGUUAAAGAAUGGGAUUACCAAGAAACCAUCUCCUACAUAUGGUACUUACUUUGCAAUUGCCACUACUGUGACCUACAAUAAGGAACAAUUGAAAGCUCAUAACAUGGCAGAUGAUGAAGUGUUUACAGAAGUAGAUCAUAUUCCUGAAGAUACUACUUAUCAAUCUCUCAACCCACUUAUUAGAUGUACCCCUGAUAGAUACUUCAAAAAGGGGUUAGGUAAGGAUAUUGUAUCUGAACCAUUUUGUACUCCUCAAGAUAACCAAGUAUUAAAGAUGGAUCAAACUUAUUUCGUUUCUUGGUAUUCAAGAUUCUUUAGUGAUGAUGUUACCAACGUUAAGAUCCAUCUCGCUCUUGUUGAAGAAUCAGCUAGAUACAAGGGUAUGCGUAAGAGAUCCGAAGUAAUUGAGAAUGGAGGUAAAGUUAAGAAUGCUCUUUUUUCAUCUGAAUGGAUAAGUAAAGAUCAAGGUUAUUUACCAAUUACUAUUCUUGAAGAUUGGAUAGGUGCAAAUUAUUUCACAAAGAAAAUGUUGAUUUCUAUUCAAGCUGACAAUAUUGAAGAUGAAGAAUUUGAAUUACUUGAUAAGUAUGUCGUUGUUGAAAUUGCCAAAGGUACCAAGGUUGGUAAAGGACAACAUCAAGAUUUAAAGAAAUUGGAAGAAAAGCAAAGAGCUCUUGCUAUGGGAUAUGAGAUUGAAGAAAGUAUUUCUGAAAAAUGGAUGAUUAUGAUGGCCAUGCCCACUGCCGUAGCUAUUACAGCCUUGGUGAUGUACUUUUUCGUUAUGAUCAACAAGGGCAGUACUGAUUUAAGUUUCCUUCGUAAGAAACGUGCACUUGGUAAGGAUACCCAUAAUCGUCGUAUCUUGUUCAAAGGUAAGAAGAAAGGAGCAUACACUUCCUUGCCACAAUUCCAAAAAGAUAUCGAAUUAGAAGAUGUGGGGAAAAAGGAUUAA
[Candida] anglica is the source of this 1305-nucleotide messenger RNA. NCBI's taxonomy places the organism in Eukaryota, Fungi, Ascomycota, Pichiomycetes, Serinales, Debaryomycetaceae. The record is from the annotation of a GenBank genome assembly.